Klebsormidium nitens is the source of this 1431-nucleotide messenger RNA. NCBI's taxonomy places the organism in Eukaryota, Viridiplantae, Streptophyta, Klebsormidiophyceae, Klebsormidiales, Klebsormidiaceae. The record is from the annotation of a GenBank genome assembly.
AUGUCGACCGUACGGUCAUCGACGCGCUCGUAUGACAACGACGAAAAGGUCGUGCAGAUAGCGCACACCCUUGGUGGAGCACAAGAGACUAUAUUCUCAACCGAACGGGGAGUGUACCGCCUGCUCAUGCAAUCCCGGAAGCCGAUAGCACGCCCAUUUCAAAAGUGGGUAGCCGGCGUCAUCGAGCAGAUCAGGACCCGCGGGAGGUACGAUCUCGAGCAGCAGGUCGAGGCCGCAAAGGCGGAGCUGAAAAGACAAGAGGCGCUCGCUCGGGCAAAGAUCGACCAGCUCUUGAAUGAGCAGGCGGAGCUCUCUAGGAAGACGGCAAAGACGGCGACCGAGGUUGCGAAGCACGAGGUCUUCGUGAACUCGCACAGGAAGGGGGACUGCCUGGUUUACUUCGGCAAGAUCCGAGAAGAACCAGACGGUCGCGUUCUCAUGAAGAUCGGAAGCACGAAGGACCUGCACGAGAGAGCGAUCGGACUGGAAAAGACGUUCGGCUCCAUGCUCAUCUUCCAGGCGUUCCCUGUAUCACUCUUUCGCCAGUUCGAGGAGUUCCUGCAAACCCACCCGAGCAUCGCGAAGCAUGUCUUCAAGGAAGUCAUCCACAACGGUCGCGCGUCCAAUCGAGAGGUUUUCCUCAUGACCCCGAAUGAGGUCACCGACGCGGUGGCUCUCGCCAAGCGACAUGCGGCGGCUUACAACGACCGGGCGACCGUCGAGCAGAUCGUGGAAUACGAGUUGACUAAAUACAAGACCAGCAUUUUGGAGGCUCAAGCUCAGGGUCUCCCUCUUCCUUGGCCGGACCCAUACUUCUACGUUCCGGACGACAGGAGAUUCACGCAGUCACGGGGUUCAAAGGUGCAGCGGUAUUCGCCAGACGGCAAGGAGCUCAUCAGGACCUAUUCUGGCUGCGCGGAAGCUUCUCGAGACCCCGACGUGGCCAAACCAAACGCUCAGCUGAUCAGGACGGCAUCGGAGAAGAGGACCCUCUACAAGCAGUUCCGUUGGGCGAUGCUGGACAGAGGCCUGCCAGACACCAUCGUGCAGGAUAUCGGGGAGACGGUCGAGUCCAGGUCAAACAAGCAAGGCUUUGUGGCGAUGCUAGACCUCAGCGAGAAUCGGAUCGUGAAAGUGUUCGAGGACAUGAAAGCGGCAGCGGCGGACCGUCAGUUCAAGAGCAUAGGCGCGAUCAGCACCGCCAUCAAGCUACACCGCAAAUCCGGGGGGCAUUACUUCGAGAUGUGGCACGACUGUUCCGAGGAGCUCAAGUUGCAGUACCUUCUGACAAACGAGCUUCCGAAUCCGCGUAAGAGGGCGAACGGACAGGUGGUCCUUCAGAGUAAGAUGUGCAUCGCACGCGCUUCGCUCAAGAGAGCCAUCCAGACAGGAUCAAUAGUGAAGGGUCAUCUGUGGCAUUUAGAAGAGUGA